Molecule: messenger RNA, 765 nt
Organism: Staurois parvus
Lineage: Eukaryota; Metazoa; Chordata; Amphibia; Anura; Ranidae
Source: the annotation of a GenBank genome assembly
AUGGGAAUCAAAAACCAUCGGAUCACACUUCAAGGCUGCCUCCUCGUAUGGAUUGGGAUUUCAUUAGUUCUUGUCAAAGAUACCACAGAAUCUGAUACUACAGCAGAUCCUACCAUGGAGCCUUCAGUGACCCCCAUGGAUGCUACUACAAACACAACAAUUGGUCAGCCAAUGGAGUAUAUAGAACGUUCUGUUCCUACGGACAACAGCUCAAUGAAUGUAUCUAAUGGUUUCCCAACUAUUCUACCACAGGGUUUCCCAACUAUUCUACCACAGAACUCCUGUCACUUAUUUUACUGCAUGGGAGACAGUUGUUACAAAAAUGAAACUUCUUUUUUAAAUUCUGCUAAUACAACAUGUUCGAGUUAUUGUGAAAUGUACCGCCACAACAGCUCCUUUUAUGAAAGCAGAUGCAAUCAGCACUGCAUGCAUCACAUCUGCAACAGCACACAGCAAGAUGGAUGUGCACUAAACUGCUGCAAUCAAUCUAUGUGCUUAACUUCAGAAGACAUGAUGGGAGGUAACAUGACUAUGUACAACCAAACUGCCAAGACUCCAGUUACAGCCACCACUACAACAACUACCACUGCCACAACUACUACAACUAUUCAAUACAGUGAUAAGAAAUGUAGAUCAUUUACCUGUUCGGGGACAGACUGCUAUAAAAAUCAAGCUGGUGCAGCAACAAAGCAAUGUCAGGUUGGAAAAGUUCACUGUGAGUUACAGAAAAAAGUGACAAAUGGCGAGGUGUCUUAUGAGGGAGGU